GGAACAAUGGAUGGUCGUUGCCGAGGAGAUCGUGGGCAUAUAAAAUGAAUUCCUCGUGCUGGUCUGCUACGUCAACUUCCCCUCUUCCCCCGCCCCCGUCUGCCUCGGACUUCAUUGAGUUCAUUCAGUGAACCGGUGUUGGGUUCAUUUAGCACAUCGCCUGCCCUUCGCACGUCAACUACAUCUCUUGAAUCUCUUCCACAACCACCGGUCUAAACGCGAUGUCGCACUCGCAUGACAGCCGCGAAUCAUCGGGAUCGCCCUCGAGGAAGCGCUCGAGGUCGCCGGCCAGCGAUCACGCCGCGGACUCCCCGUCCCCCAAGCGACGCUCCCCCUCACCUCGUCAGGACAGCGCAGGCGCUAGUCCUUCCAACAGCCCUGCCCUGCCUCCCCGGCUCAUCUCUCGUCGUACGUGAUGAUCGGCGCUCAUGAACCUGUCAGCUAAGACCCUUGCAGGCGUUACUCGCAGUCCACGCCGCACCCCACCUUCCACCCGUCGCCAUCGUCAUGUUCCUCUGCCUUCCUUGUCUCCGGACAACGCGCUAGGCCUCGAUACCCCUCACCACAGCCUCGGCGCCUCUGCCCAGGGUGAGUACCUUGACCGUUCUUUGGCUGUCUGUCGCUCAUGAUCAUAUCCUUAGCUGGUCUUCCGUCCCCACCCUCGCACGAGCCCACCUAUGGGGCCGACCC
Molecule: messenger RNA, 690 nt
Organism: Schizophyllum commune H4-8
Lineage: Eukaryota; Fungi; Basidiomycota; Agaricomycetes; Agaricales; Schizophyllaceae
Exons: 1
Coding region: 222-416 (64 amino acids)
Source: RefSeq, a predicted model, not a curated record